AUGGCGGAGGAAUACGAUGAAAUGCAACAUGGAGAGGGUGACGAGGGCGAUGAGAGCGGUAUGACCGGUCCUGGCGCCCCAACUCCUCUCUCAGCUCUCGAGGGAGUUGCUGGUCUUACCAAGCGUGACAUUCAACUAGUCACAGAUGGAGGUUACCAGACAGUAGAGUCUGUUGCCUACACACCCAGGCGGAUGCUGGAGCAGAUCAAAGGUAUUUCUGAGCAGAAGGCUGCCAAGAUUUUAGCUGAAGCCUCGAAGCUCGUGCCGAUGGGCUUCACCACAGCCACCGAGAUGCACCAGAGGAGAAGUGAGCUGAUCUCCAUUACAACUGGCUCCAAGAACCUGGACACUCUUUUGGCCGGUGGUAUCGAGACCGGCUCAGUUACUGAGCUGUUCGGCGAAUUCAGGACAGGAAAGAGUCAGCUGUGCCAUACCCUCGCAGUGACCUGCCAAUUGCCUUUUGACAUGGGCGGUGGUGAAGGCAAAUGUCUCUACAUCGAUACCGAGGGCACAUUUAGACCGGUCCGUCUUCUUGCCGUUGCCAAUCGCUACGGUCUGUCUGGAGAGGAGGUCUUGGACAACGUUGCCUAUGCUCGGGCAUACAACUCCGACCACCAGCUGCAACUGCUCAAUCAGGCAUCACAGAUGAUGUGCGAAACGAGGUUCUCGCUAUUGAUCGUCGACAGUGCAACUGCACUCUACCGAACGGAUUUCCUGGGUCGAGGCGAGCUAUCAUCACGACAGACACAUCUUGCCAAGUUCAUGCGUACACUACAGAGACUCGCAGAUGAGUUUGGUAUUGCAGUCGUUAUCACCAACCAGGUUGUAGCCCAAGUCGAUGGUGGACCUAGCUCCAUGUUCAACCCGGACCCCAAGAAGCCUAUUGGUGGCAACAUCAUUGCCCAUGCCAGCACAACCAGAAUCAGUUUCAAGAAGGGUAGAGGAGAGACUCGUAUUGCGAAGAUCUACGAUAGUCCUUGUUUGCCUGAGAGUGAUUGUCUCUUUGCCAUCAACGAGGACGGUAUUGGCGACCCGUCGCCAAAGGAUAUGGAGAAGAUGGACAGGUAG
Pestalotiopsis fici W106-1 is the source of this 1068-nucleotide messenger RNA. RefSeq names its product DNA repair protein rhp51. The transcript has 3 exons. The coding region runs from base 1 to 1068 and encodes 355 amino acids. Gene Ontology annotation, cellular component: condensed nuclear chromosome. Gene Ontology annotation, molecular function: double-stranded DNA binding; ATP binding; DNA strand exchange activity. Gene Ontology annotation, biological process: DNA recombinase assembly; mitotic recombination-dependent replication fork processing; DNA strand invasion. The record is from RefSeq and is a predicted model, not a curated record. NCBI's taxonomy places the organism in Eukaryota, Fungi, Ascomycota, Sordariomycetes, Amphisphaeriales, Sporocadaceae.